CCCGCCUCUUCCGGUCCCGGCCGCAGCCAUUUUGUGAGCGCGACGGGAGCCGGAGUUCCUCGGGAGCGCCGUCGCCGCCUUCGCCGGGAAGGAGGAAGCCCUGCCGCGGGGCCCUCGCCCUCGCCUCGCCCCGCCGCCAUGCCCUCCUCGCCGCUCCGGGUGGCCGUGGUUUGCUCCAGCAACCAGAACCGCAGCAUGGAGGCCCACAACAUCCUCAGUAAACGUGGUUUCAGCGUUCGCUCCUUUGGCACUGGGACUCAUGUGAAACUGCCAGGACCAGCGCCGGACAAGCCAAACGUUUACGAUUUCAAAACAACAUACGAUCAGAUGUACAGUGACCUGCUUAGGAAAGACAAGGAACUCUAUACACAGAACGGGAUUUUACACAUGUUGGACAGAAACAAGCGGAUCAAGCCCCGGCCGGAGAGAUUCCAGAACUGUAAAGAUGUAUUCGACUUGAUCUUGACUUGCGAAGAAAGAGUCUACGAUCAAGUAAUAGAAGAUUUAAAUUCUAGGGAACAGGAAACGUGCCAGCCUGUACACGUGAUAAAUGUGGACAUUCAGGAUAAUCAUGAGGAAGCAACACUGGGCGCUUUCCUUAUCUGUGAACUAUGCCAAUGUAUACAACAUACGGAAGAUAUGGAAAAUGAAAUAGAUGAGCUGCUACAAGAAUUUGAAGAAAAAAGUGGAAGGACUUUCCUGCACACGGUCUGCUUUUAUUGAAAGCACACCUAUCUCCUCCUCUAGGCCUUACUGCAGACAAAAGAAGCAUGUGUCAGUUCAGACUUGACUGGACCUUUCUCCCCUCCUCUUGGAGACUGAACUUUACAACCAAUUUCAUUGUCGCUGUUUCAUUUUAUUUCCCUGCUGCGUAUUUCUCGGAGGGGGAAAAAAAUAUUUUUUGUGAGUGGGAAGAGGGGAAUGUUUCUGAACCUUUACCUAUAAAAAAGAAAGACAUUCUUAUUCCCGAAGCUGCUUUAUUUAAGAGAUGUUUUUUAAUCAAAGAUUUUUUAAACCCUUUCCUUCUCCCUCCCUUGCUUCUGAUACCCCACUCGAAUUGGUUUUCAUAGGGCUUUAAUUGUAAAAGAGAAUUUCGAAAAUGAUAUCAGUACUUAUUUCCAGUGUAAAGAACGUAUCUAAGUUGUUUGUGGGAUUUUUUUUUAUUUGUUUUCGGUUGCAGGGGGAAAGGGAGAUGCUUUUCUUUCAACGGAAUAGACCGAAUGGCUGGGAUAUACAAAGGUAUGAAUGGGAUAAUGAAUAUCUGUAUAAUAUUAGGAAUGAAACAGGAAUUGUCCAAUAAAUAUAACUGCCUCAA
Anolis carolinensis (green anole) is the source of this 1315-nucleotide messenger RNA. RefSeq names its product SSU72 homolog, RNA polymerase II CTD phosphatase (gene ssu72). The transcript has 5 exons. The coding region runs from base 139 to 723 and encodes 194 amino acids. Gene Ontology annotation, molecular function: RNA polymerase II CTD heptapeptide repeat phosphatase activity. Gene Ontology annotation, biological process: termination of RNA polymerase II transcription. Gene Ontology annotation, cellular component: nucleus; mRNA cleavage and polyadenylation specificity factor complex. Lineage: Eukaryota; Metazoa; Chordata; Lepidosauria; Squamata; Anolidae. The record is from RefSeq and is a predicted model, not a curated record.